Messenger RNA from Perca fluviatilis (European perch), 4411 nucleotides. RefSeq names its product ribosomal RNA processing 12 homolog (gene rrp12). The record is from RefSeq and is a predicted model, not a curated record. The transcript is spliced from 34 exons. Bases 83 to 3946 code for a protein of 1287 amino acids. Lineage: Eukaryota; Metazoa; Chordata; Actinopteri; Perciformes; Percidae.
CGUGACGUCUUUUGGUAAGCGACAGCGUCAUCUGGACUCGCAGAGACAGUUUGGGGUAACGUGAUUAUUUUCAACCCUGAAAAUGGUCAAAUCGGGGAAACUUCGAUCUGGGACGGGGUCGAAACUCAAACGAUGGAAGAAAGGACACAGUAGCGACUCAAACCCGCAGACGAGUCGUUUUAGACAGGCUGCCAAAAGCCGCUUCUUCAGCCGACCCAGCGGACAGAGCGAUCUAACAGUUGAUGCUCUUAAGCUGCACAAUGAUCUGCAGGCAGGUCCGCUUGAGCUCGGUGGCCGUAAAGAUGCCUGUAUGGAGGAGGAGCCUGAGGCGUUUUCAGAAAGAACCUCAGGUACCUUCCUCAGCGGCCUGUCAGACUGCUCCAACCUGACCUUCAGAAAGGUGCAGCGCUACUGGGAGUCCAAUUCCGCUGCUCACAAGGAGAUCUGUGCAGUGUUGGCAGCUGUGACUGAGGUGAUCCGUGGUCAAGGAGGGAAGGAGACUGAAACGGAGUACUUUGCUGCUUUGAUGACCACCCUGGAGGUUGUGGACUCACCAGAGUCUCAGGCGGCUGUGGCGUACCUCCUCAACCUCGUCAUGAAACGGGUUCCUGCUCCAGUGCUCAUGUCUAAGUUCUCAGACACCACCAAGGCUCUGAUGGACAUCAUGUCCAAACAGGCCACGUCUGAGACUGCUUCGGCGGUUAGAUGGAUCCUGUCAUGCCUGGCCACUUUGUUGAGGAAGCAGGAUGCAUCUGUCUGGACUUACCCGACUACUCUUCAGGCUUACCACGGCCUUCUCAGCUUCACAGUUCAUAGCAAGCCUAAGGUCCGUAAGGCAGCACAGCAAGGCGUUUGCUCUGUUCUCAGAGGUAGUGACUUCCUGUUUACAGAUGACGCUCCAACCCAUCAUCCUGCUGCAGUGACCACAGCCAAGUUUUGCAUGAAAGAAAUGGAACAGGCAGGAGGCAGCAAAGAGGACACCACCACACUUCAUGUGCUGGGUCUUCUGAAGGAGUUGAUGGGGGCGUUUCCUCUGGGAGCUGUCAAGUCCUGUUGUGAAACUCUGCUGCGAGUGAUGACACUCAGCCAUAUGCUGGUGACGGCGAGUGCCAUGCAAGCCUUUCAUAGGCUGUUCAGCGGGACGCCAAAUGCUUCAACCCUCUCACCGGAACUUAACGCACAGAUCAUCACGGCUCUGUACGACUACCUGCCCAGUGAGAAUGACCUGCAGCCUCUGCUGGCUUGGCUCGCUGUCAUGGAGAAAGCACAUGUUCACUUGGCGAGUUUGCAGAGUUCUCUGAGUUUGGGCCACCUCCCUCGCCUCUUCUCUGCUGCCAUGUCCUGUCUUUUGUCGCCUCACACACAGGUUGUUUCUGCAGCUACCAAUACACUAAAGACUUUGUUGGCUGAAUGUGUUGCCCCUCACAUGGAGGAAAUGGGCAUGCUCACCGCCACAGCCUCUGCAGGGAACCCCUCAUAUGUCUGCAAAAUGUUUCGUAUCGUAGAAGAAGGAUUGUCCUAUCGCUUCCAUGCCUCCUGGCCAUUUGUGCUGCAGAUCCUGGGUUGCUUCUAUCGAGCUGCAGGGAAACGAGCUCACCCCAUCAUGACCAAGUCCCUGCAGUCUCUGGCAGACCUGCGCUCCACUCCUCAAUUCCCCUUCAGCGGGGAGUUGGACCUGGCCGUAGGAGGAGCUGUAGAGAGCAUGGGGCCUCAAGUUGUGCUGGGUGCUGUUCCCCUCAACAUCACCGGCUACGAUGAUGACUUGGAGUUCCCACGCAGCUGGCUGGUCCCUGUCAUACGGGAUCACGUGAAGAACACUCACCUUGGUUUCUUUGCUUCUUAUUUCCUCCCUCUGGCUUCUACACUCAAGCAUAGAGCUGAAGAAUUAGAGCAAGCAGGACAGAAACUCGAAGCCAAAGUCUACCAGACGUUACAGAUGCAGAUUUGGACCAUGCUCCCUGGCUUCUGUACGUGUCCUGUGGACCUGCUGGCAUCCUUCAAAGGCAUCGCGCGCACACUUGGUAUGGCCGUUAAUGAACGGCCAGACCUGAGGCUCACAGUGUGCCAGGCUCUACGCACUAUUGUCAACAAGAGCUGCUCCACUGAGGAAGAAAAAGCUGAAGUGGGCCGCUUCUCCAAGAACUUCCUGCCCAUCCUUUUCAAUGUGUACGGCCAGCAGCCUGCCGCUGGAGAGUCCGGCACCUACAGGAUGGCUAUACUAGACACUAUCAAGGUCUACUUAACUGUCACCGAAACACAGAUGGUCUGCACGUUCCUGCAAAAAGCCAUCGACAGAUUGAGAAGCACCGACACCACUGAGUUCACACGGCUGUCAAUGAUGGACCUUGUAGUCGCCAUGGCUCCCUCUGUCGAUGAGGUCACCAUGACUGAAACCUUUGAACUGAUUAGGCCAUAUUUAGAGAACAAAGAGCCAGGUAUGCAGAAGAAGGCGUACCGUGUGCUGGAGGAGAUGUGCGGAGGAGAGAGGGAUGAGUGCAGAUCGUUUGUCGUGGCUAAUCUGGAAACGCUCAAAGUCGUCCUGCUCGACACUCUGAAAAAGGCCUCUUCACCAGCAAAGAGGCCGAGACUGAAGUGUCUGAUGCACAUUGUGAAAAGGCUCAAUGAAGAACACAAAGACUUUAUUACAGCGCUGCUGCCAGAGGUGAUUAUAUGCACCAAGGAGGUGUCUGUUGGAGCGCGUAAGAAUGCCUACAACCUGCUGGUGGAAAUAGGAAGCGCAUUUGUCCGCUUCUGUGGGAACACAAAAGACGCCAUGGAGCAGUAUUUAGUGUUUGUGUACGCAGGACUCACAGGCUCCGUCACAAUGAUCACCUGUACAGUGUUGGCGCUAACUCGACUGGUGUUCGAGUAUAAAGACGCUAUAGAGGAGACCACCAGGGAGCAGCUGCUGCACAACAUCUGUCUGCUGCUGUCGUCGCGGACCAGAGAGAUAGUUAAAGCUGCCUUAGGCUUCAUCAAGGUCAUCCUCUUCAUCAUGGAUCCCAAGACGCUGGCAUCACAUGCCACUGUCAUGAUGGAGGGAGUUGGGAACAUCAAAGACGACGUGAGGAGGCACUUCAGAACCAAGCUAAAGAACAUCUUCACUAAGUUUAUCAGAAAGUUUGGUUUUGAGCUGGUGAAGAGCAUGCUGCCUGCAGAACACCACAAGGUGCUUGUAAACAUCCGCAAGGCAGAGGCUCGCACCAAGAGGAGGAAACAGGUCGCAGAGCAGCACGAUGAUUCCGAGAGCGAAGACCAGGAACCUAAAACAAAGAGCCAAAGUAUUGAGGACAUCCUUGCAGAGUCGGACAGUGAUUUGUCAGAGGAUGAAGGAAAGGCUCGUAAUGCUCAGAAGAAAGCAGGAAAACCGCAGAAAGCACGGGCCUGGCUCAAAGAAGGAGAGGAAGAUGACCCACUUAACUUCCUGGAUCCCAAGGUUUCCCAGAGAGUGCUAGCCACCAACCCAGGGGUGAAAAAGAGUGCCAAGGUUGAGCACGGCUUCAAGGUGACAUCAGACGGACGGCUGAUCAUCAGAGAGGAUGACGAGGAGGAUGGAAAAGAUAAAGAUGAGGGAGAGAUGAAAGAUAUUCUAGAAGAGGCUGGAGUGAAAAGUAAAAAGUCACAGAAAAGAAAGUUCAGAGAUGACAACUUUGAUGAGGAUAUGGACAUUGAACCCCAUCUAAAAUACAAAGCUGGGGGCUCAGGCAUCCACAGACCUCUGGGAAGAAGGGAAGAUGCUGGGGCAGACUACAAGUCAAAGAAAGGAAAAGGAGAUGUGAAGAAACAAGGAAAGCUUGAUCCUUACGCUUACAUCCCUCUGAAGAAGGCACAGCUUAAUCGAAGGAAGCGCGCCAAACUGCAGGGCCAGUUCCAGGGCAUGGUGAGAGGAGCCCAGAAAGGGGCGCUCUCUGGAAAGAAAAUGCAGAAGAGAAAGAGGAAAGCCUGAAGAACAUACUUGUUUUACUCAAUGGACUUUAAAUGCAUCAUGUGUGUGAGAUGGUGUGUUAACAUACUAAAAUGUAGACAUGCACCUUGGAUGUGUGUGUAUGUCUGUGUGCGUUUCUGACAGUCAUUGAAGGUAAAAUCAGUUUGUUUUUAAACUGUUUGUCUUUCAAAGCUCUCGAAAUACUCUGCCAUUUUAGCUUUGAAGGCCUUUAGCUGUCAAAAAAAAUCACUCAACUGUUAUCUGUUCAAUGCAUCAGAUAAAACUCCCAUUUUGGUAAAACAUAAAUGUAUUUAUGUGUGAACGCUGUCUGAUCUGUAGACGGACAAUAAGACUGGUUUGGGAAGAGUAAAGUCUGUCUUUUGUUAUUGUGUUAUUUGGUCACUUGAGGGCGCUGAAGACCUCUGGCUUGUUAAUGGUGAACUAGAGUGUUGCCUUUUUAAGAUGAUUAAAAAACAAAAACGACAA